Myotis lucifugus (little brown bat) is the source of this 1981-nucleotide messenger RNA. RefSeq names its product fibrinogen like 1 (gene FGL1). The coding region runs from base 810 to 1793 and encodes 327 amino acids. Lineage: Eukaryota; Metazoa; Chordata; Mammalia; Chiroptera; Vespertilionidae. Gene Ontology annotation, biological process: regulation of immune response; negative regulation of T cell activation. The record is from RefSeq and is a predicted model, not a curated record. The transcript is spliced from 12 exons.
GCUAGACUGCAGUCAUGUGACCGGCCGGAGUCUCAGGCUCCUCCGCCAGCCGGUGCCGCGUACACCAACGAACCACCAGAGACUACAUAUCCCAGAAUGCCACUGGACCCGGGUCAGGCGUGCCCGCCCUUCCGCCCUAAGGGAGAGGAAUACACAUCCCAGCAUGCUGUGCGCUUCCCAAGGCGGCUCGCGGGACUGGGGAUGCGAGGCCUGUGCGGAAGUGGGUUCACCACCCUCGGCAGCUGGAAGGAGAGCGGAGGCGCCUUCUCGUUUUCCGUGGGGGUGUCCCCUCGGACGGUGCCGGAUGGAGGGGAGCUGACCCAGGUCCGCGGUCGCUCUUGGAUUCCCUGUCCACCCACUUCCCGGUCACGAAGGGAUGGGACCAAAAGGGUCUUGACAACCUGGUUUUAGGUUUACACAAGGACCAGAUGAUUUACAUCAGAAUUUAAUACUGAGAAAUUUUCUCUAAAACUGCACUCGGAAUUCUUUUUUUUACUUUACGCUCUUCUCUGAGCAGCAGCUUUUUUAAGUAAAUCAUCAGGAUUACCUUUUCCUGGAUGAACUUCAAAUUUCCUGAGUGAAUGACAGGAAAAUGUUCAAUGGGAAGGCCAAACACCGGCAGUACUCGAGUCCAGAAAACAAAGAACAGAGAGAAAACACAACUUCACCAGAAUCAACAUCGUCCGUAUUUCUAAUCAAAUAACGGAGAAACAAUUACAAAUCCUGAUGCAGUUAAAGGACCCUGCAGAGUGGCCUGACCUAGCCUGCGCUGUGUCUGACUCGGUUCUGACUUUAAGCAAGUCCUUUCAAUGGGGAAAAUGGCAAAGAUGUUCAGUUUCAUCCUUGUUACCACUGCUCUGGUAACUGGCAAGGCAAGCUGGGAGAUCAUGACAUUGGCUGCAAAUAGAGAAGUCAAGGCUCUUGAGAACUGUCUCCAGGAGCAGGCGCGUCUCAGAGCCCAGGUGCACCUGCUUGAGACCCGGGUCAAACAACAACAGGUCAAGAUUGCGCAGCUUUUGCACGAGAACGAAAUCCAGUUCCUGGAUGAAGGAGAGGAGAGCAGUGUCAUUGACCUUGGAGGCAAGAGGCAAUAUGCAGAUUGUUCAGAAAUUUUCAAUGAUGGUUCUAAGCUCAGUGGAUUUUACAAAAUCAAACCUCUCCAGAGCCCAGCAGAAUUCUCUGUUUACUGUGACAUGUCUGAUGGAGGAGGAUGGACUGUGAUUCAGAGACGAUCUGAUGGCAGUGAGACCUUUAACAGAGACUGGAAUGACUACGAAAAUGGCUUUGGAAAUUUUGUCCAAAAAAAUGGUGAAUAUUGGCUGGGUAAUAAAAAUCUUCACUUAUUAACCACACAAGGAGACUACACUUUAAAAAUCGACCUUGCAGAUUUUGAAAGAAAUAGCCGUUAUGCCCAAUACAAAAAUUUCAAAGUUGGAGAUGAAAAGAAUUCCUAUGAGUUGAAUAUCGGGGAAUAUUCCGGAACAGCAGGAGACGCGCUUGCAGUGAGAUUUCAUCCUGAGGUGCAAUGGUGGGGUAGUCACCAAAGAAUGAAAUUCAGCACAUGGGACAGAGAUCAUGACAACUACGAAGGCAACUGUGCAGAGGAAGAUCAGUCCGGCUGGUGGUUUAACAGGUGUCACUCUGCAAACCUGAAUGGCUUGUACUACCUGGGCCCCUAUAGCAAUAAAACGGACAAUGGGGUUGUCUGGCACACCUGGCAUGGAUGGUGGUAUUCUUUGAAAUCCGUGGUUAUGAAAAUUAGGCCAAAUGACUUUAUUUCAAAUAUUGUUUAAUCGCUCCCCCUGGGGUUUUACUUCUGCAAUCAUGUUGGUUUAAAGUGAAUUGAAAAAUAACAAUUCUGAACUUAUACACGUAUGAUGAUGGUCAUUGUUGUGUACUACUUUUCAUUCUUACUUGUCUUUGUUACUUAAUGUACAGAAAUUUUAUGUAAUAUUCACCAAAUAAAUGUAGAUUAUGUUAA